GUGUUUUACAACAACCUUUCUUUUUCUUUUUACGAUAUGUUUUGAAAACAAUCGACGUAACAUGAGUUUCACCUCAGAAAAAUUUUCCACUUAAUUUAAAAUAUUAAACUUAAAUUGUUUACAAUUUAAACCCAAAUAAUAAAUAAAUUUGUGACUUAUUUAUCAUUCUAACUAAUUUAACUUAAUAAGAAAAUGGGUAAAACAAAUAAAGCUCAACGAACUAAAGGAAAUACCAGACCUUCUAGUAGCAGUCACAGUGCUCAACUUCUCUCUUUAAGCGGAAGAACAAUUAAUGGGUUCAUAGGUUUUAGUAGUUUAGAAAAAGAUAAGGCAAGUUAUGUACCAGCCACAGGACAGCAGAUAUCAGAUGCAUGUGAAAGUUGUGUUGAUUCUGACUUCCGUAUGGUUAUGAGAAAAAUGCUUAAAAGGGAUGCAGUAACAAGAUUGAAGGCAUUGCAAGAAUUUAAAGACUUCUGUUCUGAGAAAGACUUUGAAGUUGUAAAAAAUGUUAUGCCUUUUUGGCCACGAUUGUUCAACAGAUUAGCUUUGGACACAGAUCGACGAAUAAGAGAAGCAACUCAUCUAGCAAAUGGGGAACUUAUUUCUAAAAUUAAACGAGAAAUUGCUCCAUAUCUCAAAAGCAUAAUGGGAGUUUGGCUCCUGAGCCAGUGUGAUUUAUAUGCACCUGCGGCUAGUGCUGCCCAAGCCACGUUUGCUGCCACAUUUCCUACUGCAAAGCAGUCUGAUGCUUUACUCCAUUGUAAAGCAGAAAUAUUUUUUUAUUUUAAGGAUAAUUUAUUUGAACAAACAGCAAAGACGUUAAGCGAACCAAAAACUGUUGGCAAGAAAUUAAUAUAAACAAAGUUGUGCUUCCACAACUGUGGUCCCUACUGGAAAAUGGUGGCAAAGGAAAUGCUCAGGUUCUUUAUCCCUGUCUUCUACCUUUCCUAAGCAAACUUCCUUCAGAAAUUAUAGGAAAUGAAAAUAUUAUUUUAAAGUUUUUUGAUUCUCUCAAAGAAAGCCUUUUUCUGGACAAUGUGAAGAAGUCUCAUAUAGAAUGUGAUGCAAUUUUAACUGCUUUAACAGAAUGUCUACAGUAUAUUUGCUGUGUCCGUAUAGAAAAUUUGGAGCUUAGCUCAUCCAUAUUGAAAAAAGUUCUUCGAUUUCAUGUUGCUGAUUUAAUACACAAGUCUCUGAGUACUAAAGAUGCACAUCUUGCAACUUCUAAAUUGUAUCCAUUAGUUGGCUCAUUAAUAUGCAAAGUGGAAUGUAAGUGUUUUACUACAAAAGAAGUUUCUGAAUGUUUUUCAAAGGCCAUUGAAGAGUUUUGGGAAUAUUUGCUACCAAUAUUUUAUGAAGUCCUUGAUUCACCAUUAGAAAGUUCUAAGAGUGUGCAUGCUAUGUAUUUGUCCUAUUUUUUUAAUAGUAUAUUAGUUCCUACAGAAGCCCUGGUAAAAGCAGAGAAACCUAAAGUUCGAUUUGAAGAUGAAGUUUCAGAACCUGAAUCUUCUAAUAACAGUUCCAUCAUUAGAACUAUGGACCCAAACAGUGUUAUUCUGUCAAAUAAAAAAUCUCAAUCUUUUGCUCAUAUUCUUAAGCUUAGCAAAUAUUUGUGUGACCAAAUUGGGGAGAAAUGUGACAUCUGUUAUCUUAAUCUUUUAAUAGAAGUUUUGGCAUCAGUUGCAAAUGGCGAGCUUUUGUUUGAGCUUAUAAUGCAAACAACUGCACAGAAACAGAAAGAUGUUUUCUAUCAGGAUACGAUUGCAAGAUGGUUGGAAAAAACUGAUAAUAAUUUGCAAAAACUUAAUUGCAUUGCUGAACUUAUUUUUAUUUUAUGUGCAAAUUCAUCUGAGGAAGAAGCUACAAAAGUUUGGAAUUCAGUUUGCCAGGUACAAAAUGCUGCUCUUCUACAAUGUCUACUCUCUAAAGGUCUUUCCAAAUAUGUUGAUUAUCCUCUUUUCCAUCAAUGGAUACAGGGCACAGUCUUCAUUACAAAUGUGGAAUAUCUAUUGAUUCAGUGUCUAGAAGAUAUUCUUAACAAAGAUUCUAUCUCUGAGAAUGAUCUGAAUCCAGUUCUAAAUGUAUUUAAAAUAUGUAUGAAAGCAAAUCUAUUUGAAAGUAAUAACCUUUUACAUAAUACACAUUUGAAGCAUGUCAUACAAUCAUUGAAAGAGUUUGCUGACAAAAUUCUUGCUGUAUCAACAGAAAGCCCUAACUUUAAAAUAGGCUUAAAUUUCCUCUGUGAUGUUGGAACUUCUAUUGUAAAGAAUUCUAUGAUUUGCUGGGAUUUCAGAGAUAUAACAGAAUUGAUAUUUGCACUUUUUCAUCACAAUCUAACAAACAAGAAAUCAUUAGAAAAUUUGACUAACUUUUGGUGUACAGCUGUCGAAUGCUAUAUCCAGUCUAAACCAGAAAUUGUUCAUGAUAACAGUCUCAUACUGAAAAUUGCAUCCGAUUUGCAUUCUAAUAUUCUGUGUUUAACUUCUCUUGAUAAGUCUAUGCGAGUACUCGAUCAUUAUUUACUACUACUUUCCUCUGUGCAAGAUUCUUUAAAUUGUCAAAAAUCAACAUUGCAAUAUUCAGGCUCCUUUGCAUUAUCUAAACUUAUUGAUGCAAUUUUACCAACAGAAGAAGAAUGGCAAUUAUUAAGAAAAGAUCACAAUUUUAGUACAGUUCCACUUUUCUUAGAAAAAAAAUUAUUUUAUCCCUUACUAAUGGAAGAAAGCUUUUUUCCUUCUGGAGACAUUCAUAAAGGAUUGCUAUCAGUUUAUGUUGUUUCUAAAAUUAUUCUAAAAGAACUACAAAGAGAGGAUAGUUUUGUAGAUGAAAAGUUUUUAGAAUCUUGUGUUAUCAAGCACUUCCCCCAUACGUUGUGGUUUUCAACUUUUUAUGAAGAAACUAGUGCUGCUGAUGUGUUAAAUGAAGAACUCUCUAGUUUAAAAAUUAGUGAAGAUAGUUUCAAAAUGUUAACCUUUUUGCCAAAAGGAAUCAACGACAUUAUGAACAAAAUUCUAACUGAGACUCUCAACAAUGGAUGCUUUUGGGCUGUUCCUUUACACUUUCUUAUGAAACAUUUUAACCUUCUGCAAACUGAAAAUAUUCCUUUAAUGAUAGAAGAACGUCUGAAAGAUGAAAAUUUGUCUGAAAAUUUACAUAAAAGUGUUCUUCAGCAAAUAGUAAUCCCUUAUCUCUCUAUUGAAAAGCAGCAACUUCAAUUUAAAUUGACAUUGUAUCAACUAGCUCAAAUAAGAGAAAUUUCCAAUAAAAAUUUUGCUGAAAAACUGGGUGAAAUAUGCUGUUAUUUACAAAAUGAGGAUUUAUCUUUAAGUACAGAUUUGCAAAAUCUUUUGGCUGAAACUAUAUGCAAGGUUAUCGAGUAUAAUUUCCCUAAUGACAAUAUGAAGUUUUCUUAUCACUUGCAAGUAGUAGCAGUUUUAUCUUCUGUUGUCAAUUGUGGAGCUAACUUUUUUAAUGAGACUAUUUUGAAUUAUCUUGGAUCAACUAUGAAAUCCUUGUCUCAGAAACAAUUUUUGAAGAAAUUUGAAAAUCCUGCUGCAGUUUUGAAAGCUUAUCAAACCUUUGAAGCUUUUUCCACAAUGUCUAUUAUAUGCAAUGAUCAGGAAUCAUCUAAGAAAGAAGACGUGAAGAAACAAUUAGUUCUGGAUGAUGAGUGUUUCACAAAUAUAGUUUCACUUUAUCUUUAUGUUACAAAUAUGUUUAAUGAAAUGAAGCCACUACCUAGUAUAUGCUGUAACAUGCUGCUGAGUGUUUCUGAAGCUAUGAAGUUCCUUCCUUCCAAUUCUCUUGGGAAAAUGAUUGAUAAAUCAACAGAAAUUCCAAGAAUUAGAGAUAAUACCAUUUUACAGUCCCUAAUAUCCUCAUUGACUUUUAGCAAUCGACAAAUCCAGUUUACUUCUCAUUCACUUCUAAUGAAAAUUAUGCGAAGUUUGCCAGACAUGCUGCUCAAUUCAGAAAAUUUUUUGAGUGAUGAAGACAAAGACGAAGAUAUAGAAAAAAUUCCUAAUUGUGCAUCACCUUUAAUAAAACUACUAGUUUUCUUGACUGAAAUCAUCGAUAGUAUGUUACUGGAUUUUAAAAUUGGGGACUUGUGCUCAGUUUUACCAGGAACUGAUUCAUAUAUAUAUACCAUGGCUUAUUUACUUUCUUGGAUUGAAAUGCUCGAAUUUAUUUCAUCUUCUCCUUCUCAGGUUCGAUCAAUUUAUGCUGCUCACCUUGAGGAAUCAAAGUUACUCUCUGAGUUGUUUUCUAAUGUUUUCCGCCUUAUGCCAAGCAAUCCAGUUGCUUGUAUUGUAAGAAGUCAAAAUGUCAGUACACCAAAGAAAGAGGAUCUAAAGUUGUUAUUUACUCAACCUCCUGUGUUGAAUUUGGACUUCUCAUCUUCAGAAGAUAUACAGAGGGUUGCAAGUUAUGUUUAUGCCACUGUUUUACGUAGAGUUCCUGCUUCAAUUAGAACUUGGUGGAAUAACCUUGACAGAAAAUCUUCUGACAUUGUUAAUAAAUUUACAACAAAAUACAUUAGUGGACUUCUUUGUAUUGAAGAAAUACAAGCUGUACAUGAGAGUGAGAAGAACUUUGAAAAUAUGGUGGUUCAAGCUCGUCCAGGGUCUAGAGAAGUUAUUGCCACUUACACCAUAGAUGAUUGUGCUAUUGAACUCAGUGUCCAACUUCCUGUAAACUAUCCAUUAGGACCUAUUUCAGCUGAAAGAAGAGGCAAAAUUGUGAUUGGACAGUUGGAAUGGAGGCAUUGGUUGAUGCAAUUAACCACUGUACUAAGAUAUCAGAAUGGUUCUAUACUAGAUGGUCUUAAUAUCUGGAAGAGAAACUUAGAUAAGAAAUUUGAAGGAGUUGAAGAAUGUAUGAUUUGUUACUACGUGUUACAUAGCUCAACACUUAAACUUCCUAAAUUAUCAUGUCGUGUUUGCAAAAAGAAAUUCCAUUCUGCUUGUUUGUACAAAUGGUUUGACACAAGCUACAACUCUACAUGCCCAUUGUGCAGAAAUGAAUUCUUUAUUCCAAUGCAGAAAACAUAACAUUGAAAUUUGUACUCAUUUGAGUUCUCAUAUUGUAAAUUAUCAGUGUGUUUAUAAAUCAAUAAAUUUUUAUCUAAAGCUGUAUUUAAAACUUAAUAAAAUUGAAUUCUAUUGCUA
Parasteatoda tepidariorum (common house spider) is the source of this 5168-nucleotide messenger RNA. RefSeq names its product E3 ubiquitin-protein ligase listerin (gene Ltn1). Gene Ontology annotation, biological process: ribosome-associated ubiquitin-dependent protein catabolic process; rescue of stalled cytosolic ribosome. Gene Ontology annotation, cellular component: RQC complex; cytosol. Lineage: Eukaryota; Metazoa; Arthropoda; Arachnida; Araneae; Theridiidae. The record is from RefSeq and is a predicted model, not a curated record. Gene Ontology annotation, molecular function: zinc ion binding; ubiquitin protein ligase activity; ribosomal large subunit binding.